UCUUACACUCAGAAGCGCCGGCCGCGGAGGUUUUUGUACAGUUUCCUGGGAUCCAGCCCGGCAGGAUGGCCGAUGAAGGAGCCGUCGCCGUCUGCGUGCGGGUUCGGCCGCUCAACAGCAGAGAAGAGGCGCUUGGAAAAGAUACUCAAGUUUACUGGAAAACUGACAAUAAUACAAUUUAUCAAGUCGAUGGGAGUAAAUCCUUCAAUUUUGAUCGUGUCUUUCAUAGUAAUGAAACUACUAAACAUGUGUAUGAAGAAAUAGCAGUACCAAUCAUAGAUUCUGCCAUACAAGGCUACAAUGGUACUAUAUUUGCCUAUGGGCAGACUGCAUCAGGAAAAACGUAUACUAUGUUGGGGUCACAAGAUUAUUUGGGAGUAAUACCCAGGGCAAUUCAUGACAUUUUCCAAAAAAUUAAGAAGUUUCCUGAUAGGGAAUUUCUUUUACGUGUGUCUUACAUGGAGAUAUACAAUGAAACCAUUACAGACUUACUCUGUCACACUGAAAAAAUGAAGCCUUUAAUAAUUCGGGAAGACUUCAAUAGGAAUGUGUAUGUGGCUGAUCUCACAGAAGAAGUUGUUUAUACAUCAGAAAUGGCUUUGAAGUGGAUCACAAAAGGAGAAAAGAACAGGCAUUAUGGAAUUACAAAAAUGAAUCAAAGAAGUAGUCGUUCUCAUACCAUUUUUAGGAUGAUUUUGGAAAGUAGAGAGAAAGGUGAACCUUCUAAUUUUGAAGGAUCUGUCAAGGUGUCCCAUUUGAAUUUGGUUGAUCUUGCUGGCAGUGAAAGAGCUGCUCAAACAGGUGCUGAAGGUUUGCGACUCAAAGAAGGCUGUAAUAUAAAUCGAAGCUUAUUUAUUUUGGGACAAGUGAUCAAGAAACUUAGUGAUGGACAAGUUGGUGGUUUCAUAAAUUAUCGAGAUAGCAAAUUAACACGAAUUCUCCAGAAUUCCUUGGGAGGAAAUGCAAAAACACGUAUUAUCUGCACAAUUACUCCGGUGUCUUUUGAUGAAACUCUUACUACUCUCCAGUUUGCCAGCACUGCUAAAUAUAUGAAGAAUACUCCUUAUGUUAAUGAGGUAUCAAGUGAUGAAGCUCUCCUGAAAAGAUACAGAAAAGAAAUAAUGGAUCUCAAAAAGCAAUUAGAGGAGGUUUCUUUAGAGACUCGGGCCCAGGCAAUGGAAAAAGACCAAAUGGCACAACUUUUGGAAGAAAAAGAUCUACUUCAAAAAGUGCAGAUUGAGAAAAUUCAAAACUUAACACGGAUGCUGGUGACCUCUUCUUCCCUCACAUUACAACAGGAAUUAAAGGCUAAAAAAAAACGAAGAGUCACUUGGUGCCUUGGCAAAAUUAACAAAAUGAAGGACUCAAACUAUGUAAAUGAAUUUAAUAUGCCAGUGAAUGUAACAACAAAAACACAUAAGGCUGCUGUAACUUUAGGAGAAAUUGAUGAAUCUCUCUGUUCAGAGUCUGAUAUUUUCAGUAACACUCUUGAUACAUUAACUGAGAUAGAGUGGAAUCCAGCAACAAAGCUACUAAGUCAGGAAAACUUAGAAAGUGAAUUGAGUUCACUUCGUGCUAACUAUGAUAAUCUGGUGUUAGACUAUGAACAACUAAGAAGAGAAAAUGAAGAAAUAGAAUUGAAAUUAAAAGAAAAGAAUGAUUUGGAUGAAUUUGAGGCUCUAGAAAGAAAAGCAGAGAAAGAUCAAGAGAUGCAACUAAUUCAUGAAAUUUCCAACUUAAAGAAUUUAGUUAAGCAUGCAGAAGUGUAUAAUCAAGAUCUUGAGGAUGAACUAAGUUCAAAAGUAGAGCUGCUUAGAGAAAAGGAAGACCAGAUUAAGAAGCUACAGAAAUACAUAGACUCUCAGAAGUCAGAAAGUAUGGAAAUGGACUUGUCAUACUCAUCGGAAAAUACUGAAGACUUAAAACAAAUGAAACAGACUCUGCUUGAUGCUGAAACUGUAGCUCUUGAUGCCAAGAGAGAAUCAGCCUUUCUUAGAAGUGAAAAUCUAAAGCUGAAAGAAAAAAUGAAAGAACUUGCAAGUACGUGCAAGCACAUGGAAAAUGAUAUUGAGUUAUAUCAAAGCCAGUUGGUGGCGAAAAAGAAAAUGCAAGUUGAUCUGGAGAAAGAAUUACAAUCUUCUUUUAAUGAAAUAACAAAACUCACCUCCCUUAUAGAUGGCAAAGUUCCAAAAGAUUUGCUCUCUAAUAUGGAAUUGGAAAGGAAAAUUACCCAUCUCCAGAAAGAACUGAAUAAGGAAGUCGAAGAAAAUGAAGCUUUGCGCAAAGAAGUUAAUUUGCUCUCAGAAUUGAAAUCUUUACCUUCAGAAGUAGAAAUGCUAAGGAAGGAGAUACAUGAUAAAUCUGAAGAGCUCUGUAUAAUAACAUCAGAAAAAGAUAAAUUGUUUUCUGAAGUAGCUCAUAAGGAAAGUAGAAUUCAAGAUUUACUUGAAGAAAUUGGGAAAACUAAAAAUGACCUAGCAACUUCCCAGUUGAAUUAUGAAAGCACUGAUCAAGAAUUCCAAGAUGUUAAAAAUCAUCAUAUUGAAUUUGAGCAAAAGUAUAAGAUGGUCCUUGAAGAGAAUGCAAAAUUGAAACAGGAAAUAGAAAAUCUCUCUAAAGAAACUCCAGAACUUGGUUUAAAUUUGGAUGCUUUGAAGACAGAGCUCUCUCACAAAACCCAAGAACUUCAGCAGAAAACAACUGAGAAUCAAAAAAGGUUAAAAGAAGUGGAAGAGCUGAAGGAACAAUUAGAAAGUAGAGAUUCUAGGCUGCACACUGUAGAAAAGGAGAAAACACUGCUUACCGAGAAACUUCAACAAACCUUAGUAGAAGUAAAAACCUUAACCCAAGAAAAGGAUGAUCAAAAACAACUCCAAGAGAGCCUGCAAAUUGAGAGGGACCAACUCAAAAAUGACAUUCAGGAUACUAUAAACAUGAAUAUAGACACCCAGGAACAACUACGAAAUGCUCUUGAGUCUUUGAAACAACACCAAGAAACAAUUAACACACUAAAAAUGAAAAUUUCUGAAGAAACUUCCAAGAAUUUGCAUAUAGAGGAAAACUUAGGAGAAACUAAGGAUGAAUUUCAGGAGAAGAUGGUUGGCAUAGAUAAAAAACAAAAUUUGGAAGCCAAAAACACCCAAGCACUGAUUGCAGAUGUUGAGGAUAAUGAGCUAAUUGAGCAACAGAGAAAGAUAUUUUCUUUAACACAGGAGAAAAAUGAACUGCAACAAAUGUUAGAGAGUAUUACAGCAGAAAAGGAACAACUGAAGACUGACCUAAGGGAAAGCAUUGAAAUGACCAUUGAAAACCAGGAAGAAUUAAGAAUUCUUAGGAAUGAACUUAAAAAGCAACAAGAGAUAGUUGCACAAGAAAAGAGCCAUACCAUAAAGAAAGAAGAAGAACUUUCUAGGACCUGUGAAAAACUGGCAGAAGUUGAAGAAAAGCUGAAGGAAAAGAGCCAACAACUCCAAGAAAAACAGCAACAACUUCUUAGUGUACAAGGAGAGAUGACCGAGAUUCAGAAAAAGAUGAAUGAAAUGGAAAAUUUAAAGAAUGAACUAAAGAACCAAGAAUUAACAUUGGAACGUAUAAAAAUUGAGAGGCUAGAGUUGGUUCAGAAACUUGAUGAAACUUAUGAGGAAAUGAAAUUCAUAACCAAAGAAAGAAAUGAUCUAAAGGAAUUACAGGAGUCAUUUGAAAUAGAAAGAAAUAAGCUUAAAGGACACAUAAGAGAAAUCGAAGCUACAGGUCUAGAAACAAAAGAAGAACUAAAAGUUGCCCACAUGCUUCUAAAAGAGCACCAAGAAACUGUUGAAGAACUAAGAAGAAACAUUUGUGAGAAGACAGCUCAAAUAAUAAAUAUUCAGAAGAACUUAGAAAAAUCCAAUACUGAAUUGCAAGAAAAGAUCCCAGUGCUUCAUGAGGAACAGGAGCUACUUCCUAAUGUGAAAGAAGUCAGUGAUAUUCAGGAAACAAUGGAUGAACCAGAGCUAUUGAAAGAACAGUCCAAAACCAAGGAUUCAAAAACACUGGCAAGUGUAGAAAUGGAAAGUCUCAGGUUGACUGAAAAACUGCAAGGAAGUCACAAAGAAAUAAAAUCUCUCACUAAGGAAAGAAACGAUCUUAAAAUGACAAAAGAAGCACUUCAGGUUGAAUGUGACCAACUGAAAGAAGAAAUUAGAGAAACUUUGACUAAAAUUCAAGCAUCUCAAGAGGAACAGUCCUUCCAUAUGAAAGAAAAAGACAAUGAGACUAAGAAAAUAAUGAGUGAGAUGGAGCAAUUGAAGGAGCAAUUCAAAGUCAAAGACUCAGCACUACUAAGACUAGAAAUGGAAAAGCUUGAGUGGUCUGAGAGACUUCAAGAAAGUCAUGAUGAAGUGAAAUCUAUAGCUAAGGAGAGAGAUGACCUACAGAGGCUACAAGAAGUUCUUCAAUCUGAAAGGAACCAACUCCAAGAAAACAUAAAAGAAAUGGUAGCUAAACACCUAGAAACCAAAGAGGAACUUGAAGUUGCUCAUUGUCACCUAAAAGAACAGGAGGAAACUAUUGGUAAAUUGAGAGUGGAUCUUUCACAGAAGGAAACUGAAAUAUCAAGCAUUCAACAAGAAUUAGAAACAACAAAUGAUGAAUUACAGAAAAAGACCCAAGAGCUUCAUGAGAAACAGAAACAAUUUAUUACCAUAAAAGAAAUCAGUGAAACUCAGGAAAAAAUGAGUGAACUGGAACAGUUAAAGGAACAUCUCAAAGCCAAAGAUUCAUCACUACAAAGAAUAGAAAGCGAGAGGCUCAAGUUGACUGAGAAACUUCAGGCAAGUCAAGAAGAAAUAAAAACCAUAAUUAAGGAAAGAGAUGAUCUGGAAAGGGUGCAGAAAAUCCUUCAAAAGGAAAGAGACCAACUCAAAGAAAACAUUAAAGAAAUUGUAGCUGAAGGACAGAAAAUCAAAGAGGAACUAAAAGCUACUCACAUUCUUCUGAAGGAGUAUCAAGAAACCAUUAAUACAAGGAAAAGUUCAGAGAAGACAGAUCAAGGAGCAAAUAUUCAGAGAGACUUAGAAAUUUCAGAUGCUGAAUUACAGGCAAAGAUUCAAGAACUUCAACAAGAAGAACAUCAACUUCUUCAGAUGAAAGAUGUUAGUGAGACUCAGGAAAAAAUAUGUGAAAUGGGAAACUUGAAGAAGCAACUUGAGGCCCAAAAGUCAACCCUGGAAAAUACAGAAUUGGAGAACAUAAGGUUAACUCAGAGACUCCAUGAAAAUCUUGAAGAAAUAAGAUCUGUUACAAAAGAAAGAGAUGACCUUAGGAGUGUGGAGGAGACUCUCAAAGUAGAGAUAGACCAGCUCAAGGAAAACCUAAGAGAAACCACAAGUAGAGACUUGGAAAAACAAGAGGAACUAAGAAUUGCCCAAAUGAAUCUGAAAGAGCACCAAGAAACUAUCGAUAAACUCAGAGGAAUUGUUUCAGAGAAGACAGAUGAAAUAUCAAAUAUUCAAAAGGCUUUAGAAAACACAAAUACUGCCUUAAAAGCACAGAUCCAAGAACUUCAGGAGAAGGAACGUCAACUUCUUAAGGUAAAAAAUGAUCUCAGGGAAAAUACAUAUCAAACAGAGCAGUUGAAGAAGCAAUUAGAGGCCCAGAAUUCAACCCUGGAAAGCAUAGAAACAGAGAAGUUAAGGUUGACUCAGAAACUUCAAGAAAACCUUGAAGAAAUAAAAUCUGUUACUAAGGAAAGAGAUGACCUAAGAAGAGUGGAGGGGACCCUCAAAAUGGAGCAAGACCAGCUCAGUGAAAUCCUCAGAGAAACAAAAGCUAAAGACCUUGGAAAACAAGAGGAACUAAGAAUUGCUCACAUGCAUCUGAAAGAGCACCAGGAAAUUAUUGAUAAACUCAGAAGGGUUGUUUGUGAGAAGACAGAAGAAAUAUCAAAUAUACAAUUGGAUUUAGAAAAUUCAAAUGCUAAAUUACAAGAAAAGGUCCAAGAACUUAAAGCAAAUGAACAUCAACUUUUUAAGUUAAAAGAAGAGGUUAGUGAGACACAGAAAAAAAUGUGUGGCAUAGAGCGACUGAAGAAAGAAUUCAAGGCCCAAAGUUUAACUUUGGAUAAAAUAGAAAUGGAGAACUUAAAUUUGGCUCAGAAACUUCAUGAAAACCUUGAAGAAAUGAAAUCUGUAAUGAAAGAAAGAGAUAACCUAAGGAGAGUAGAAGAGACUCUGAAACUGGAAAGGGACCUACUCAAGGCAGACCUGCAAGAAGCCAUAGCUAGAGAUCUGGAAACACAAGAGCAACUAAAAAUUGCCCAUAUGCAUUUGAAAGAACACCAAGAAACUAUUGAUAAAUUCAGAGAGAGAGUUUCAGAAAAGACAUCUCAGAUUUCAAAUAUUCAGAAGGAUUUAAAUAAAUCAAAAGACAAAUUACUGAGAAAGAUACCAGAACUUCAGAGAAAAGAGCUUCAACUUCUUAGAAUGGAAGAUGUCAAUAAAAUUCAUAAAAAACAGAAUCAACAGAACCACGAAGAGGUAGUAAAAUAUGAAAAUAAAUUACUGUGUGAUGGAAACCAACACCUUAUAGACAGCCUGAGAGAAAAGUGCUUCAGGAUAAAAGAGCUUCUUAAGAGAUACUCAGAGAUGGAUAAUCAUUAUGAGUGCUUAAAUAGAUUGUCUCUUGACUUGAAGAAGGAAAUCGAAACACAAAAAGAGCUUUCAAUUAGAGUAAAAGCAAACCUCUCACUUCCAUGUCCACAAAGCAAGCAAAUUCAAAAACUUCUCACUGCAAACCAAAGAUGUUCCAUGGAAUUUCAUAGAGUCAUGAAGAAACUUCAGUAUGUGUUAAGCCAUGUUACAAAGAUAAAGGAAGAACAACAUGAAUCCAUCAAUAAACUUGAAGUGGCUUUUAUUGAUGAAGUGGAAAAGCAAAAUGAACUGCUAAUUAAAAUACAGCACCUUCAACAAGAUUAUGAUGUGCCGCCCAAAGAAUUAAGGGACCUCAAAUUGAGCCAGAGUAUGGAUCUGCAUAUUAAGGAAAUUCUCAAGGAUUUUUCAGAAAGUGAUUGCCAUAGCAUAGAGACUGAAUUUCAGCAAGUACUAAGUAAUAGAAAAGAAAUGACCCGGUUUUUGGAAGAGUGGUUGAAUGCUCAUUUUGAUAUAGAAAAGCUUAAAAAUGGCAUCCAGAAAGAAACUGAUAGUAUUUUUCAAGUGAAUAACUUCUAUAAUAACAAAAUAAUUACUAUAAUGAAUGAAUCAACAGAAUUUGAAGAAAGAAAUGCCACCAUAGCCAAAGAAUGGGAACAUGAUCUGAAAUCAAUGAGAGAGAACAAUGAAAAACUGUUUAAAAUCUACCAAACUUUGAAGAUCUCCCUGACCUCUGGUGCCCUUGUUAAUCCUACUACACAAGACAAUAAGAAUCUUCGUGUUACAUCAAGAACUACACAACAAGCCACAGAGAAAACUCAAGAGCUGGAAACGUCACUCCAUGAAGCUAAAGAAAGCGCUAUGCAUGAGGAAGGCAAGAUUAUAAAGAUGCAGAAAGAACUUGAGAUGACUAAUGACAUAAUAAAAAAACUUCAAGGGCAAGUUAAUGAAUCAAAUGAUUGCCUUGAAAAAACAAAAGAAAUGAUCCAAGUACUUCAGGACAAAGUUGCUUUAGGAGCUAAGCCCUAUAAAGAAGAAAUUGAAGAGCUCAAAACAAAGCUGGUGAAAAUAGACCUAGAGAAGAUGAAAAAUGCCAAGGAUUUUGAAAAGGAAAUCGCUUCAACAAAAGCCACUGUGGAAUAUCAAAAAGAAGUUAUAAGGCUGUUGAGAGAAAAUCUUAGAAGAAAUCAACAGGCCCAAGAUACCUCAAUGGUAUCAGAACAUGCUGAUCCUCAGCCUUCAAAUAAACCCUUCACCUGUGGAGGUGGCAGUGGCAUUGUACAAAGCACGAAAGCUCUUAUCCUGAAGAGUGAGCAUAUACGGCUGGAAAAGGAAGUUUCCAAACUAAAGCAGCAAAAUGAACAGCUAAUAAAGCAAAAGAAUGAGCUGUUAAGCAAUAAUCAGCAUCUUUCCAAUGAGGUCAAAACGUGGAAGGAGAGAACCCUUAAAAGAGAGGCUCACAAAGAAGUAACUUGUGAGAAUUCUCCAAAGUCUCCUAAAGUGACUGGAACAGCCUCUAAAAAGAGACAACAUAUGUCAUCUCAGUGCAAGGAACGGAAUUUACAAGAUCCUGUGCUAAAGGAAUCGCCAAAAUCUUGGUUUUUUGAUAGCCGAUCAAAGUCUUUGCCAGUACCUCCUCCAGUUCACUAUUUUGAUAACUCAAAUUUAGGCCUUUGCCCAGAACAAAUUGCUGGAGCAGAGACUGUGGAUCCCCAGCCAGGUCCUUGGCAUGCCUCCUCUGGAAAAGAUGUGCCCGAGUGCAAGACUCAGUAGAUUCCUCUCUGUCACUUUUCUGGGGGCCCAGCGUUCCAUGUUUGAAAAUGCCUGUGUUUAUCCCUGGCAAUGAUGUCACAGUCCAACUUAAUUUCAGUUCAGUUUUCACUUUGCCGGUAGAAUUGGAAGGUGAAGGAACGGGAUUCAUUCCCGUUAUUUAGAAUGGUGAUAGCAAUACCUUCUUCUUGAAUGUGGUAAUCCUUUAGAAGUUGAAUAGUUUUAUUUAUUUAUAUGUUUUGUAAAGAAUAAACGUUAUUGAAGGAAAUUUCCAAUCUUUCCAUGUAUACAUAAAAUGUAUACUUUUUCAUUAAUGUAAAGUUAUCCACAUGUGACGUAGAGAACUCCAAAGCAUGAUUCAUAAAUUAAUAUGAAAUAUCAUUUAAUUAACAAAAUUACAGACUCCCUUUUUAGUACCUUGGACAUUCAAUAAACGUUUGCUUAGUUCUGAAUGAC
Molecule: messenger RNA, 8852 nt
Organism: Mesoplodon densirostris (Blainville's beaked whale)
Lineage: Eukaryota; Metazoa; Chordata; Mammalia; Artiodactyla; Ziphiidae
Gene: CENPE
Product: centromere protein E
Exons: 51
Coding region: 66-8399 (2777 amino acids)
Biological process (GO): microtubule-based movement; mitotic cell cycle
Cellular component (GO): microtubule
Molecular function (GO): ATP binding; microtubule binding; plus-end-directed microtubule motor activity
Source: RefSeq, a predicted model, not a curated record